AUGAGCGAUUGGAAACAGCUGCGUGUGCUGUUGGUCGCGGCGCCCCGCGGAAAAUCGUCCGGCAAAAAACCGCCCUACCCUCUAGACGACCUCGCGCUAUUCGCCACGGGGCUUGGGACGGGGCUCGAGGCCAUCAUGGUCAAGUUUUUCGGAAUCGUCUACCUCUAUUUCACGCGGCCGCCAGAGGUGUGCCUCACGCCGGGAUGUAUACACACUGCGUCGGUGAUCCUCUCCUCGAUGAACGCCUCCGUCGACCCGUGCGAUGAUUUCUACGCGUACGCCUGCGGCCAGUGGAUAAAGGGCCACCCCAUCCCCGACGACGCACCAUCAGUGUCCAAUUUCGAAAAUCUCGGCCAGGAUCUUGAGUUUGCACUAAAAGAACUUCUCGAGAGCAAAGAAGAGGUGCACGACGCGGAGAGCGCCGUCAACAAGGCCAAGCUCUUCUACAAUUUGUGCCUGAAUGAGAGCGAGAUCAGCGACACGUGGCGCGAGACGUUUGACGAGGUGAUGAAGACGUUCGGCGGCUGGCCGAGUCUCGGCGCGCACAUCGACGAGAGCACCUCCAUCGAGCGGUUGUACGCAAAGAUGGUGGCCAAGUACCGGGCUGAUUCGCUGUUCAAGGCCACCGUCCAGCCGGAUGACAAGAACUCGGAGAAGCACGUGCUGUUGGUAGACCAACCGGCGCUGAACCUGUUCGCCCGCGAUUUCUACAUCAUGGCCGAGAACGAGGAGCGGCUGGCGUACGUGACCUUGAUACGUGACGUGCUGGUCCACCUGCACGCCCGGCCCGACAUUGCCAUCAACGACGCCAAGGAGAUUAUCGAGUUUGAGACGGACCUGGCAAAUAUCACAAUGGCCGACGAGCAACGGCACGACAUUGCCGAGCUGUACACCAAGCUGAGCAUCGGCGACCUCAGCCGGAAGCUGCCCAACUUCAACUGGCUCCUCUUUUUCAACUCGAUGUUUGAGGAUAUUCGAACAAAGAACGGAACAACCAUCAGCUUCGACUACAGCACCGAGGUGGUCGUCUACGGCGUAGAGUUUUUGGAGCGACUUGACAAGAUGCUACCUAAAUACAACAAGCGCCGCAUCGUCAACUACCUGGAGUGGUGCUGGUUUUUCAAGACGAUGCUCCGCGACCUGCCCGACCCGUUCGCGCUGACCAUCUUCAAGUUCUACAAGACGCUGAACUUGAUGAACGUGCAAAAAGUUCGGUGGCACGGCUGCGUGACUCGGAUAAACUCGCUGAUGCCGAUGGCCACGUCGUCGAUCUACGUCAAGUACCAUUUCGAUCACGAUUCGAAGCAACAAGUUGAAGAAAUGAUCUCAUUGAUCAUGGACGCGUUUGUCGACCUUUUGGUGCACGAAGAUUGGCUGACACCGGAAACGAAAGCGUUCGCCAAGCAAAAGGUCAAAACGAUGAAGCAGAAAAUCGGCUACCCCGAGUACCUCAACGACGAGGUGGCCGUGAACAAGGAGUACGAGCACUUCAACGCAUACCCCGGAAACUACUACAAGACAAAGUUCCAAUUCUACGAACAGUACCAGAAGGACGUGCUCGAGCGCAUCGUGCAACCGGUCGACAGGGAGAGAUGGGUCGCUGGCGCGGCGCUGGUCAACGCCUUCUACUCGCCGAAUACGAAUGAGAUCAUCUUCCCCGCCGGAAUCCUGCAACCCGUUUUCUACUCCAAGGACUUCCCAUCGUCGAUGAAUUUCGGUGGAAUCGGGGUGGUCAUUGGCCACGAGAUUACCCACGGAUUUGACGAUCGAGGCCGACUCUACGACAACCUGGGCAACAUCCGACAAUGGUGGGACAACCAGACGAUCGCCAACUUCGAGCGCAAAGCGGAAUGCAUUGAAGACCAAUACAGCAGCUACAUCCUCGAGCAGAUCAACAUGCGCAUCAACGGGCGGUCGACGAAGGGCGAGAAUAUCGCUGAUAACGGCGGCCUGAAACAGGCUUAUAGGGCGUGGAAGCGGUACGAAGCGUCUCAUCCUCCACCGGCAAGAUUGCCAGGCGUCAACCUUACACAUGAUCAGCUCUUUUUCCUGAACUAUGCGCAGAUCUGGUGCGGCACGAUGAACGACAAGGAGGCGUUGCGCAAGCUGCGGACGUCCGAGCACUCGCCCGGUCCGAUUCGAGUGAAGGGACCGCUCUCGAAUUCGCAGGACUUUGCCCAGGCCUACCAAUGUCGGCCCGGAGCCCCGAUGAACCCAGAAAAGAAGUGUAGGGUCUGG
This is a messenger RNA of Mesorhabditis spiculigera, 2238 nucleotides long. NCBI's taxonomy places the organism in Eukaryota, Metazoa, Nematoda, Chromadorea, Rhabditida, Rhabditidae. The record is from the annotation of a GenBank genome assembly.